Molecule: messenger RNA, 1245 nt
Organism: Brenthis ino (lesser marbled fritillary)
Lineage: Eukaryota; Metazoa; Arthropoda; Insecta; Lepidoptera; Nymphalidae
Source: the annotation of a GenBank genome assembly
AUGGUAAAAAAGUGUUGCGUUUAUACUUGUUCAAGUCAAUCAUAUAGUGGUUGCAAUGUAUCGUUUCACAGUUUCCCACGAAAUGAAGAAAUGCGACAAAAAUGGCUCAGCAGUAUACGCGUGAAGCAAAAUAUUACAAAAAAUUCUGUCGUAUGCAGUCGUCACUUCAAAACUUCCUGCUUUUAUCCUGCUAAUUCCCGUCAAUUAUUAAAAGCCGAUGCUAUACCAACUAUUUCUCCCGUGGUCAAAAAUAAAAAAAUAGAAGUUCUCAGUGAUAUAUUGCUGCAACAACCACACACAGUCACCUCUGAAGAGGAAAUCUUACAUCCUGCUACCUCUUUGGAAAUACCUGUUAUAGCUGGGACAAGUUCAAGCAAUAUAGAAGAACCUCCAAGGAAGAAGCUCUGUUCAAACGUAAAGGAAGUUGGUGUUCAAACUGUAUCUAUUAAAUGUAUUAGCCCCGUAAAAGAUGUUUUAAAGAAAAAGGUAAAAGUUUUGUCACAAAGGCUAAAUAGGCGUAAUAAAAAAAUUAAAAACUUACAAUCGCUUUUACUAUUACUCAAGAAAAAGUGUAACAAUUUUGAAGAGGUAGAACAAAAUAUUAAAAAUAAUUUUAGCAACAUCCAUACUCUACUGAAUACAGAUAAAAGCAACAAAGGUCAAAGAUAUCCCGAUGAAGUAAAAAAAAUUGCUUUGUCUUUAUACUUUUAUUCGUCAAAAGCGUAUUUAUUUCUUAGAAAUCAUAUUAGUUUGCCCCAUCCUGUAACUUUGCGUAAAAUGCUUGCCACUCAUGAAUGUAACGUUGGCUUUAUAUCGGAAGUUUUUGAAUAUUUAAAACUAUCAGUUACAGAACAUGAUCUGCAAAAUGUAGCAUUAAUAUAUGAUGCAAUGUCAAUAAAGUCUGAAGAGGUCUACGAAAAGUACAAAGACAAAAAGUGGGGGUAUGUCGAUUUGGCUGGCAUUAUCACUGAGAGCCAGUCCACACGGCGCGUUGCGUCAGCGUUGCGUCGACGCAGCGCUACCACUGCGUUGUUUUACAUACAAAUAACCAAGGUGUUCACACGGCGCGCUGCGUCGUCGCAACGCACACAUGACGGACAGCAGCCCCCGAGACGAAGCGGGAGGGGGUGUACUCGUGCGACGUCGGAGCGUCAGCGCUCAGUUGCUUGUGCGUUGACAGAGAGGAUACACGGAAGCUCAUUUCGUUUUACGUUUACGUUUUUGUAUUUAGUUUUAUUUGCAGGG